Messenger RNA from Knipowitschia caucasica, 546 nucleotides. The record is from the annotation of a GenBank genome assembly. NCBI's taxonomy places the organism in Eukaryota, Metazoa, Chordata, Actinopteri, Gobiiformes, Gobiidae.
AUGUUUUCAGCCAUCAAGACCCAGCACAAAGGAGUGGACGUGUGCAUCAACAAUGCUGGUAUUGCCCACAACGAACCCCUACUGAGCGGCCUCACAGGGGGCUGGAGGAACAUGAUCGAUGUGAAUGUUUUAGCCUUGUCUAUCUGCACUCGUGAGGCGUACAAAUCUAUGAAGGAGAGAAAUGUGGAUGAUGGCCACAUUAUCAAUAUAAACAGUAUGGGAGGCCACAGAGUCGUGCCAAGUGCUGAUGAGCAUUUCUACUGUGCCACAAAAUACGCUGUGACGGCUCUUUCUGAGGGCCUCCGACAAGAGCUCAGAGAAGCCAACAGCCACAUCAGAGUAACGUGUAUUUCACCUGGAAUUGUAGAAACAGAAUUUGCUUUCCGACACCUGAACAGUGACCCGGAGAAAGCAGCCUCUGUGUAUGCAAGCAUAAAAUGUUUAAAACCAGAAGACAUUGCAAGUGCAGUGAUCUAUGUCCUAGGUGCACCACUUCAUGUGCAGAUUGGAGAUGUGCAGAUGAGACCCGUGGAGCAGGUUUCUUAG